This is a messenger RNA of Serpula lacrymans var. lacrymans S7.9, 423 nucleotides long. RefSeq lists its product as uncharacterized. Lineage: Eukaryota; Fungi; Basidiomycota; Agaricomycetes; Boletales; Serpulaceae. The coding region runs from base 1 to 423 and encodes 140 amino acids. The transcript has 3 exons. Gene Ontology annotation, molecular function: acyltransferase activity, transferring groups other than amino-acyl groups. The record is from RefSeq and is a predicted model, not a curated record.
AUGGCUACAUCUUCAGCUGGUCCCGCAGUGGUCAUUCGCCCCAUGAUCGCAGACGAUCUUCCUGUCGCUAUGGUCAUAUUGAAUGGGGCGAUUUUGACUUCGACAGCUACGUUCCGUACUGAUCCCGUCGACCUCGCUGAGCGACGAGAGUGGCUGGUUGGUCUUGCUAAAGAUAAUUACCCAUGUUUCGUGGCAGAAUCGAUUGAAUUUUCCAAUAGGGAAAGCGAGACUACGGCCAAAGGAUAUAUCAACACGGUAGAGAUAAGUCUCUAUAUCCAGGAAGGUUUCCGAGGAAGAGGCCUUGGAACCAAAUUGAUAAACGAUAUACUCCCUGAAGCUCGUAAACGCGGAUAUCGCACUAUAUUAGGUGAGUUCGACUCGAGUGCAUUGCAAGCUCUGCCGUUUUAUCACGCUUUGUUUUGA